This is a messenger RNA of Metarhizium robertsii ARSEF 23, 1059 nucleotides long. RefSeq lists its product as uncharacterized. Gene Ontology annotation, cellular component: mitochondrion. The transcript has 3 exons. Gene Ontology annotation, molecular function: pyrimidine nucleotide transmembrane transporter activity. Lineage: Eukaryota; Fungi; Ascomycota; Sordariomycetes; Hypocreales; Clavicipitaceae. Bases 1 to 1059 code for a protein of 352 amino acids. The record is from RefSeq and is a predicted model, not a curated record. Gene Ontology annotation, biological process: pyrimidine nucleotide import into mitochondrion.
AUGGAGCUGAGUACCCAAGAGCCUACUCAUCCGCCGCAUCCUGCGGUCAAUGAAGCGAAGAGGCCUCAGGUACAGCCCUGGGUACACCUGCUCGCCGGCGCGACUGGUGGCAUGGUGACGGCCAUCAUCACUUCACCUCUUGACGUAUUAAGAACUCGACUUCAGUCAGACCUAUAUGCCUCUCCAGCGCACGACUCAAAAUACGGGCUUUCUUCGUUCAAAAGCCCCUUUCGUCAUGUUUAUGACACAUUCCGUACUAUUGGCACAAUAAGGGGACGCGAAGGGUGGCAUGGCUUGUUCCGCGGUCUUGGACCUAGCCUAGCUGGCGUUGUCCCUGCAACCGCCGUGAAGUUUUACGUCUACGGCAAUUGCAAACAGCUCAGCGUUCAGUACCUAGGUCUUAGGCCUGACGAGCCCAUUGUGCAUGCUUUGGGAGCUGUCGCCGCAGGCCUAGCAACUGCAACGGUAACGAAUCCGAUUUGGCUCGUCAAGACCAGGCUGCAACUCGACAUGGCUCAAUCACAUCGCGGUGAUUUAAUGCGUCAAUAUAGUGGUAGCUUGGAUUGCAUACGGCAAGUCGUACGGUCCGAGGGCAUACGGGGGCUCUACCGAGGGCUGACUGCCAGCUACUUGGGUACGGCUGAAACGGUUCUUCAUCUUGUGUUAUAUGAGCGACUCAAAGCGGUCUUUCAUACAUCGCUGGCCAAAUUCACAACCACAGAUACCCCGGCCCUCGGUGAAGUCACCAACUGGACCAGUACAAGCGGCGCCGCCGGUUGUGCUAAAAUAGCGGCUGUUUUAAUAACGUAUCCUCACGAAGUUGUCAGAACGCGAUUGCGCCAAGCACCGGCGGACAAGGGCCAGCAAGGAUAUUCUGGGCUCCUGCGGUGUUUUCGAAUUAUAUGGCACGUGGAGGGCCGGCGAGGAUUAUAUGGCGGGUUGACGCCACAUCUAGUACGCUCUGUUCCGUCGGCAGUGAUCACACUCGGAGUGUACGAGUUUGUCUUGAGACUGGCCAAGACACCUGCAACCGAGCCUUCAAAGCAAUUUACUCCAUGA